GCAGAAUAUCUCCCAUUGAAGCAAUUCCACUCCACCUUAGCCGUGAUCCAAAUGAAGCAAAGCGCUGUUGUUUUCUAAUCAUCAACAAUUAAGCUUCAACAUUCCGCAAACAAACGUGCCACUCAACGUCGGGCACAUGUUUUAAUCUUACAAAAGGCUUUUUACACAUGGGAUUGCGAUGACUAACGCGCUUAAAUAAAAGCCCCUUUUGGAUUUGUGCAUAUUAAAAGAACACUUACUUAACUGAUUCCAGAAUAAUUUGAAAGUAGGUACUAAUGCAAUACUGUACAGCAAUGAGAAGCUGGUUUAUCGAAAUGACUUUUUUUGGGUUUUUUUUGUUUCUUUCUUCACAUUUUGCUAUAUUUCUCUUCAAAGGGCACUUGUGCACAAAGCAAAUGCCUCGAUGGAUUUGGGAUUAGCAAUUGUGGACUUGUCUUAAGGGAUAAACUAGCAGCAGCGCGAGUGAAAGCCUCUUUUUGAGCGGCCUCCUUGACUUGAGUUGCAUGUGAGCAUAAACUGAGGUACAAGGAUAACCUGUACACAUCCAUCACGUCCCCAAACAGGAAAAAGGUGACGACCAAGGCCACUUCAGCGCCUGGAGGCAGAACAAACAUGGAGUUGGUUUAUGCGCUUUUAGGGGACAACGCUUGGCUGUACAUCAGCGGCACCUUUGCCGUGUUGUGGAUGGCCGCGUGGCUGUACAGAGACAGCCUGGAAAUGGAAGAGGUAGCCAACAAAUACGUCUUUGUGAGCGGCUGCGACUCGGGCUUCGGAAACCUGCUGUGCAAAAAGCUGGAACGAAAGGGCUUCCGCGUGCUGGCCGGCUGCCUCACCCAAAAAGGAGCCGAGGAGCUGAAGAAGAUGACGGGGCCCUACUUGAAGACGGUGCUGCUGGAUGUGACCAGUCAGGACAGCAUCCAGAAAGCCAUGGAGUGGACCAAGAAGGAGGUUGGCGACAGUGGCCUGUGGGGUAUCGUGAACAACGCCGGGCGUUCUCUGCCCAUGGGCCCCAGCGAGUGGAUGAAAGUGGAGGACUUCCACAGCACGCUCAAGGUCAACAUGAACGGCACGAUCGGCAUGACCGUCACCUUCCUGCCUCUGGUCAAGAAAGCCGCUGGGCGCAUUGUCAACGUGGCAUCUGUGCUGGGCCGGGUAGCGGCAAACGGCGGCGGCUACUGCAUCUCCAAGUUUGCUGUGGAGUCCUUUUCCGAUUGCCUGAGGAGAGACAUCAACUACUUUGGGGUGAAGGUGUGCAUCAUUGAGCCAGGUUUCUUCAAGACAGCCGUGACCAGCUUGGAGCCCAUCGAAAGGGAACUGCACCGCUUGUGGAACCAGCUCAGCCCUGAAGUGCAAGCCAGCUAUGGGGACAAAUACCUGGACAAGUACAUUAGGAUCCAGCGCUUCAUCAUGAACGCCAUCUGUGACUCGGAUUUGACCAAGGUGACGAGCUGCAUGGAGCACGCGCUGACCGCCGUCUACCCUCGGACCCGCUACAGCGCCGGGUGGGACGCCAAGCUUCUGUGGAUCCCGCUAUCCUACAUGCCGUCCUGCGUGGUGGAUAUGGGACUCAAGCUUGUUCUGCCCCGUCCGUCUAAGAGCGUGUGACUGGACAGCCAAUAGCGUGAGUCAUUCUCCCUGUGAAAAAAUGGAUCGUUGUCCAGAAUCACUUGGUCUAUCAUUACAAAGGGGCAUCAUGUCCCUCAUAGAACUUACUCAUCUAAUGUGCCUUUUGCCAUCAAAUGUGGCUUCUUUAUGUGAACAACAAAAGGAUACAGUU
Syngnathus acus (greater pipefish) is the source of this 1777-nucleotide messenger RNA. RefSeq names its product retinol dehydrogenase 5 (11-cis/9-cis) (gene rdh5). The transcript is spliced from 6 exons. Lineage: Eukaryota; Metazoa; Chordata; Actinopteri; Syngnathiformes; Syngnathidae. The record is from RefSeq and is a predicted model, not a curated record. Gene Ontology annotation, molecular function: oxidoreductase activity. Bases 613 to 1605 code for a protein of 330 amino acids.